CUUUCUUUUACUAUUAAACUGUUUUAUCUUUGUUUUAUUCGAUCCAGAUAAUUUUGCGCUUAUAAUAAUGUUGAAAAAAGGAUCCUCUGGCUCUAAAAUGCUUUCUAUAAGCUUGCUGGAACCCAUUGUGUUUGUGGGUUCCAGCUUGGAAGCAUCGCCGGUGUUAAGGGGAAUCGUGAAUAUACAUACAACUCAAUCAUACACUUUGACACGGCUUUACCUGAAAUUCAAUGGAGUUAUGAAAGCGACUUAUAGAGAAGUAGAAUUGAAGCACAAAGAUCAUCACAAACUGGUCGCUUCCGAGCGUCAAUUCUUAUAUCCAGCGGCUAAUACUAAUGGUGAACGCUCAAGAACAACAAAGCCUUUGAUUUUGGAAGCUGGCAUCACUCGAUUUGCCUUUGAAAUGCCUUUACCCGCUGGUAUUCCCGAAACUAUGAACGGUUCUCAGAUCGGUGUUCAUCAUAAUCUCACCGUAUGUUUGGACUAUCGACGACCCAUAACUACUAUUUCACAGUAUAUGCUUCCUGAUCAACGAUUGGACUUGCACGACGAAGUCAAAAGAGAAAUCAUCUUAGCGCGUAUGCCCGACAGCGGCAUGCUCUCCGGUGAAAAUCAAAUGCCAAACAUAGACUCAAAUAAACACUUUUCCAACUGGUGUCAAUACCGCAUUACAAUGGAGAAGAAGGCUGUAGCUACUGGCUCUCAACUACCUAUAAAAAUAGAAAUUGCUCCCACAGUCGAGCAUUUAACGUUGAAGCACUUCUUUUUGCAGUUGAUCGAAAGGCGUACUAUCACCGUAAUUGAUGCUUUAGGUCGGCCUCAAGAAAGAACUUCGCAUUCAGUAAUUUUCUUGCAUCCACCAAAAGACACUACACAGCAGAUAAUAGUACCGAAUACACCCAUAAAGGGUGUCUGGGAAGGGAACUGUGUCUAUCAAAUCCCUAAUAAUGAUAAAGUCAUGACCCAUUCAUCACAAGCUUAUGCUGAUUUCAAAGUGACCCAUAUGUUACUUGUGACAAUUGUGGUCUCUGUACCCCAUUUUAAAAGAAGAAACAUGCUUCAGUACUUCUCUAGCAAUUCAAACAAUAACAAUAGUCGUGACAGCAAGACAUUUUCGUAUCAAACACCUAUUGAUCUUGUGAAUGGUGAUGUGUUUCAAACAUGGGAAAUGGCCAAGUUACCUUCUUAUGACAAUAAUCCAAUGACCUCUGAGGAAAUAGAGAAGUUAACUGCUCAUGGACUUCUCAGCGAUUCACCACCACCAACCUAUGAAGAAGCUAUACUCUACCAUUAACAACUCUUUUACAUUAGCAUGAAAUAUAUAGAUAAUACAUUCAUUCUAACAUAUUUAUACCAGUAGCACCUUUGCCUUUAUAUUCGUUUUUAUUAUUUAUUCGAUUUGUAAAUUUGCCAAAUAAAACAAAUCAUUAACGAACCUUUUACAUAACUGCAUUUU
Molecule: messenger RNA, 1456 nt
Organism: Mycotypha africana
Lineage: Eukaryota; Fungi; Mucoromycota; Mucoromycetes; Mucorales; Mycotyphaceae
Exons: 2
Coding region: 68-1294 (408 amino acids)
Biological process (GO): ubiquitin-dependent endocytosis
Cellular component (GO): cytosol; cytoplasm; plasma membrane
Molecular function (GO): ubiquitin protein ligase binding; protein-macromolecule adaptor activity
Source: RefSeq, a predicted model, not a curated record